Molecule: messenger RNA, 3002 nt
Organism: Schizosaccharomyces cryophilus OY26
Lineage: Eukaryota; Fungi; Ascomycota; Schizosaccharomycetes; Schizosaccharomycetales; Schizosaccharomycetaceae
Product: cargo-transporter Ypp1
Exons: 4
Coding region: 258-2825 (855 amino acids)
Molecular function (GO): protein binding
Source: RefSeq, a predicted model, not a curated record
AAACUGUAUGUACUUAGGUUGUCUUUACUUUACCUAACAACAUUACUGGUCAUCGUUCCAACCUCCAGUUCGCCGGACUAACUUCAAUUCUUGUGGUUUCGAGUAUAUUUUUACUUUUAACUUUCUUUAAUUCUUUUCUUUGUUUUUUUUCUGUAAAUAACUCUUGGUUUGUAUUUAAAAUUCCUUCGUGAAUUGCAAAGUUUUGACAUUCUUCCCUUCGUCCCUAGUGAUCUAGGACUCUUAUAAAAUAUCUAUAGAUGUUCUCUGCAAAAGCAAAAACAUACGAAUUAAAAUUCGAAGAACAUAGAUGCAAUGGUGACUGGCAAGCUAUCCCGGAAGCAGCUCGAAAAUUAAAUAAGCACCAACCUUCAAAAUCAUAUAUUUCCGAAUUAGCUAAAAUUGAAGCUGUACUACACUUGGCCCUACAGGAUGAACAAGAAAAGCGAAUGACAGAUAUUGAUUUGUCUUCUGUUGAAAAUUGCUCCAUCUUUAUACCCGCCCUUCCUAUCGAGCUUACGAAUCCUCUCUUACAACAGUUGAAUUAUCUCAAUGCACAGCAAGCUUCUAAUGAAGAGGAACAGCAAGGGAUUGCUGUUCGAUUAUUAUUAUACAUAUCUAGAAAGAACUUCCAGGAUGCCGUGGACCUUGACUGGUCUCCAGAUGGAUUAAAUUUAUCACCGGGUAUGACUGGAAUUAGCAUUUUACAAGCAACCAUCCUUUCGGCCUUAGCUCAUUUUUCCAUUUCCAAUUAUGAGGUUUCGUAUCAAUACGUUAGAUCUGCUAUUGGUAUGAUUCAGAGUGCCAAUGUAAAGGAUAGCGUUCCAUUAGAAUGGGCCAAAUGGUGCGAACUUUGUUACGCUGUAUACGCCCAAAUCUCAUCUAUCUCAAGUGCCAGCCAACUGGAUAGAGCUUCCAUUUUGUGUCUGUGUUCAGAUUACUUUGCCUCUCACACAAUUAUUGAUCCCUUGACCCGGAUCGUGCACUUUAGACAAAUUUUAAAAUUCUCUCAUACGCUAUUCCAAGAAAACAAUUUUGACUCACCCAUUUUCGAAAAAAGCCAAAUUCAAAAACUGCAUCUUCAUGACUUCACGUUUGCAAUCGAUUAUGCUAAAUACUUACUCGAGCAUACUUCAUUUCCUCGAGCAGGCGAUCAAAACUUUUUGAUUGUUGAAUAUAUAGAAUCAACAAUGUCCAUUUGGCUCAAUACGAAACAGCUUUAUACGUCCGCUGUGAGUCUAAUAAACAUAUACUAUAGAUUGACAGAGAAGUCGUUUCAUUGUCAACAAUUAUUCCGGUCCCUGGUUAUUCUUUUAACUCAUAUAGAAGAGUAUGAAGAAGCUCAUCAAGCAUUCCAGUUAUAUAAGUUCUUGUGCACAAAAGCACAAGAACGUAACUUCCGCCAAAAAGGUGCUAACAAAAGCUCUUUAUCUGACUUAAAGCCGAUUUUUAUUGACUCCAUUGAAGAAGUUGUUCAUAUCGCUUCCUUGAUGAUUUCCGUUUAUUCACAAUACUUAAAUUCUCCUCAAAAAGUAAUCGAAACCUUAGACUUCAUUAUGAAGAUAACGUCCGAUCAUAAAAUUUUAGAAGACUCGCAAACGUUUAUUCUUAUUCUUCACGCUAAAGGAGUUGCCAAGUCUUACCUCUAUUACAGUACGAAUGAUCCCAGUGUAAGGGAAGAAAAUCAUAAAGAAAGCGUUUCCUGUUUCAAAAAAAUUCUCGAAAUAGAGCCUGAAAAUAAGGUUGCUCUUUAUCACUUAGCUAUGCAACAUGCAGAAAAGCGAGAAAUUAUACCAGCUAUCGAAACUGUCAGGCAUCUUUUGAAGAUAGCUCCUGAUUUUAAUAUUCCGGCUUGGCAUCUUCUGAUAUUGUUAUUAUCUUGUUCUGAACAAUACGAUUCAGCUCUUAAAAUUGCUGAUAGCGUAUUAGAAUCGUGGAACAUAAAACAAAGUUCCAUAGAUGGAAGAUAUAUACUAGCGAACCCCUCUGAAGUCAGUUUCAUGAAUCGUUGUGCUUUAAUCGAACUAAUGAUAACUAAGGUGGCUCUUUACGAAGCUUCUGUGGGAGUGAAAGCAGCUAUAGAUCUUCAAGAAGAACUUUUUACUUUCUUUGUGAGUUUGUUUGACCUGAAUGAAUAUGAAUGUAUCACUCGAAAGCCACAAAAUAGGAUAUCCUCUAACGACCGAUUAGCGGUUGAAGAAACGGAAUCAGAGAAAGGAAGCUUACUCAGUUUUUCAAAAAACUCUUCCUCAAAGAAGAAUAAUUUGGAAACUGAACGGUUUGACACAAACGACUAUAGGGAUGCUUUACAUGAACGUCGCACUAGUACUAUUUCUUCUUUCAAUCAAAAAUUAUGGCUAACAGCAGCCAAUUUAUUUGUCAAGUCUAAGCAAUACGAUCAGGCUCGUGGUGCCCUUUUGGAGGCAAAGAAGCUUAAUGUUGAUUCUCCUGGAUUACAUUUGGUUUAUGGAUUAUCACUUUUAGCCCAAAAAAGAGAGGCAGAAGCGUUGGAACAACUUGAAUUAGCUUUGUAUUUAGAUGCGCAUAAUCCUAUCAUAGCUACAACCUUAGCUAAGGUUUUAUUGACUUCUGAAGAUGAGACACGCAAUUCUCGUGACCGUGCUGACUCCUUGCUUUUGGAAACCACAUUGCAGUAUGGUUGGGAUUUACCAGAAGCAUGGUUCUACAGUGCGGAACUAUUUCAAAAAUUGGGUGAUGAAAAACAAGCGGCUUUCUGUUAUGAUUACUGUAUACAACUGUCUGAUACGAACCCUAUAAGAAGAUGGAAUAAUAUUCAACCACGAUUCAUGAACGUUAGCUCGGUUUAAAUAAAAAUGACUGGUCAUAAUCCAUUCUUAUGUUAAUUGCUUGUUUUUAUAUUUAUAAUAAGUUGACGUAUAUCGUUAUUAUCGAUUAACCAUAGUUUAAAACAGGAAAAUUAUGUUUUCGGUUGGACAGUAUUGAAUGAUAACUUGUAUUUGUUAAUUUUGAAUAAUAGUUCAUGU